AUGGAACCAUCUCCUUCUCUUUCCACAAUUUUCCAUGAUCUUUUUGAUCUAAUAAAGAAAUUUCUGGCUUCCGAUACAGUGCCUGAUUUCUUUUUCACAAUUUUUCAUAGGCUUUUAGAAGUAAUAAAGAAAGUUAUGGCUUCUGACACAGUGUCUGAUUUCACCCAUACACUUUCAGAGCUAAUAAAGAAAUUUAUGGCUUCUGAUGCAGUCUCCGAUUUCAUCCAUAAGCUUUCAGAUAUAAUACAGAAAGUUAUGGCUUCUGAUGCAGUGUUAUAUUUGUUCAACUGGUUUAAGAAAGAAAACGUUACUACACUUGUUGCAGUGGUAGUGAUAGGUCUCCUGAUUUAUAUUUGCUGCAAAUGGCUUCCUAUGAGGAAGAUUGCAGGCAAAACAAUGAAAGCACCAGGGCAGAGUUUUCGCAUACUAAGGAAAGCGUUUGAAGCAAAUCCUUCUGCCUAUUUCAAGAACUUGCGCGGCAAAUGCUUUGGGGGCUUAGUAGGAUACUAUGCUGUAUGGGCUGUUGGCUGUAGGAUGGGUUUCAAUAUUGAAGCUGGUCUUCACGAUCAACAGUUUCCAUUUCAUGACUUCACAUUCCAAGAAUUUUAA
Molecule: messenger RNA, 609 nt
Organism: Dovyalis caffra
Lineage: Eukaryota; Viridiplantae; Streptophyta; Magnoliopsida; Malpighiales; Salicaceae
Source: the annotation of a GenBank genome assembly